This is a messenger RNA of Neoarius graeffei (lesser salmon catfish), 2929 nucleotides long. RefSeq names its product interleukin-17 receptor D. The transcript has 13 exons. Bases 169 to 1974 code for a protein of 601 amino acids. Lineage: Eukaryota; Metazoa; Chordata; Actinopteri; Siluriformes; Ariidae. The record is from RefSeq and is a predicted model, not a curated record. Gene Ontology annotation, molecular function: interleukin-17 receptor activity.
UCCAAAACCUGUUGUCGUGUUCCGAAGAACUUGCUGACAUUCAUUCUUUUUUUGUUGUUCUGCCUGUCUUUUUGUUGUGUAUUUGCUCAGCGUCUUUUUCUUGUUUUAAUUUUGAAGCAAGUUCUCUGCCUUAAAAGACGAAGGAAAUCAAGGUGAACCCAGGGUAGAAUGUGGCAAGACAGCGUGUCUCUGUUCUUGUCAGUUUUUGUGUUUGUGAUGGGCCAGGGGCUGCAGACAUCUUUCAGACCUCAGAACUGUACACUACAGUGCGUUUGUCAGCCUGAGGUGACUGUGGCAAAGAAAAUCUCCCUCCGAUGGUAUGAGGAAGAAACCUUGAGAGGUACCAGACUCAAAAGAGAACCCGUUCUCAUCUGGGGGUCCCCAGGAUGUGAAUAUUGCAGGAUUAGUAAAGAGGAUGUUGAAGCUACACUUGGCCUCACCUCUGCUGGUCUCUUUGCAGGGUGCAUGCCAUGGCUGUGUCAUUCUUUUUUAGGUCAGCAGAGUCCUGAGGUCUGCCAGCACUAUGUACAUGCUCCGCAGAAUGUCACCAUUGAGUUUGUAGAGUGUCAAAACCCUAGAUAUGAGACGGUUGUUGUGUCUUGGAACCCUAGCCAAUACGGUAUUGCUUUCUUGCGUGGUUUCCUCGUUUCCCUCCAGGCUUUAACUGGCACUCAGGUCACAUGCCAACUCUUCCUCCUUCAAAACAAUUUGUCACUCUCUGCUGUGCAUGCUCAAAGGGUGUAUUACUCUGAUCCUUUCACAGAUCUCUCGCUGGGUAUGCAGUAUGCUGUGACUGUGAUGGCUCUUCCAGUUCCUGAGCUCUGGGACAAAUUUUAUCAUACCAAAUCAUUUGUCACACGCUCAUGUCCUGAGAAAAAUGGCUUGGAGCACUGCAGAGCAGACUGGUAUCCCAGAUAUAUUGAAGUCAGCCAGGACAACAAGGAUAUUGUUGUGACUUUUAACUUGGCACCUAAGAAGUUGGGGAUCAAUCGCUAUUUUUCAUCAUGCUCUGGAGGCGGCUCAAGCAGCUUUGAAAUUAUUCAACCAGACUUCAGUACAAACAGCACUCAUCAUACAUACCGUUUGCUCAACCUACACUUAGAAACUAACUACACCUGUGAGAUUGCAGCAGACAUUGCCGAUGCCGUUAGGAAAACUUUCUUUGUUCAAUUACAGCAUAAUGUAAAAGAACCUUUAUCAUCCUUACACAAGGAGGGUCUCUCAUUAGCAAUACUGUUCCCUGUGGGUAUCUUACUAGCAGCCUUCUUAGCUAUCUAUGCUAUUUACUGGCAGAAAAAACAGCAGAAAAAAGCAGCAAACACUGAGAUAUCAGACAUGACUGAAUAUUAUGAUGAAUAUACACAUCAGUUUUUACCAACAGCCAACAGGACCAAACCCCCUCGACUCCUGAUUUGCUAUUCAAGCUGUGAUGGUUCUGCCCAUGUAAGGGUUGUCUUACAGUUGGCAACGUUUGUACAAAAGCAUAUGGCUGCGGAGGUAAAUUUGGAUCUGUGGGAUGCCUUAAGUAUGACAGAAGAGGGAGAUUUUGGGUGGUAUUGCAGGAAGAUAAAAGAAAGUGACUUUGUGCUCGUCGUCUGCUCAAAGGGUCUCAACCAGAGAGAAGUAGCAGCAGUGGACCAACAGGCAAAUUCCUCUCUAGCCAUUAUAGCGAUGAUUGGAGAAGAAAUAUUUCGUGCGAAAUCUCUUGGUCAGGACCUCUCCAAGUACAUGACUGCCAUUUUUGAGUAUUCAAAGAAGUCAGACAUCCCCACCAUGUUAACUUUGGCCUCUCACUAUAGUCUUCCAAAGGACUUGCCUCUGCUCUUCUCCCAUCUCCAUGGAGUUGCUUUGCAGAAGCCUGGAGCUUACCUACUGAUAGAAAACAUCUCGGAGAAUGGCUACUCUAAGCUGCCAGCUGGUGCAGCAUUACUGUUAGCUAUUCAAGAUGCAAGGAUACUGAUUGCUGGUUUGUAGCCAUCUGGCAAGAGAACUGAAGAGCUAGACAUAAAGUAACUAGAGAUAAGGGGAUGCAAGACACAAAUCCAAUUUGUUCAACUUGUAGGUUUUUCCACUGAAAUCAACCAAGGAAGUUCUAUGCUUGUACCUUAAAGAUUAUGCAGUCACUGCCGAGACACACACUUCAUGUUUGACAAACUGUGGCAGACAAAUGAUGCCAAAAUGCCAGACAGAUGAUGGUUAUAAAUGGUUAUAGAGAUUAAUACCUUCUGAGGCUUCUUUUAAGUUAACUGAUGCUCUCAUUAUAUCACAGUAAUACUGAUUUUUUCACUAACAAUCCAGGAGACUCUGUUUUCACACAAGGGCUUUUUACAUCUCAGAUGUACUCUUAUCCAGACAAGCUGAACAAAUUAACUGCUUGCAUCAUCAAAGGCCGAUCUGUUGAUCCCGAUGAGCUGAAGUCAAUACUUGGCUGGCCCAGUCUACAGGCAUGCCACGAAUAUCUCAAAUGUGUGCUUGUUUACAAGUCUUUCCAUCAAGGUGCCAUACCAUGGAAAGAUUUGUAAACGAUGGUUUACAAAUCGGCAUGGUGGUGUUAACACUGUUGCCUCACAGCAAGAAGGUUCUGGGUUCGAGCCCACACAGAAAGGCCCCCGUCGGCCGCUGGAGCUUGCAUGUUUUCCCCGUGUCUACGUGGGUUUCCUUCGGGUGCUCCGGUUUCCCUCACAGUUCAAAGACAUGCAGUUAGGUUAACAUGGGUGGCCUUGGGCUGAAGUGCCCUUGAGCAAGGUACCUAACCCUAGCUGCUCCCAGGGCGCUGUAGUAUGGCUGCCCACUGCUCUGGGUGUGUGUGUGUGUGUGCUCACUUGUGUGUGCAUGUGCUCACUGCUUCAGAUGGGUUAAAUGCAGAGGAUGAAGUUCACUGUGCUUGAGUGUGCAUGUGACAAAUAAAGGCUGCUUCUUCUUCAUCAUA